AUGAUCAACGAUGAUUCCAAACCGUGGACGCCAGUCUGCGUAGCAUCGACGGAGCCUCAACUUGAAAGUGGCCCGUUUCCAAACUCUUCUCCGCCAUCUUCGCGCAGUUCUUCUGUCUCAAUCAAAAGCGAACCUGCAGAUGAUCACAAGCCAGCUAGUUUGGAUCCUGCUUGCAACUUUUACAAGAGCGCAGAAUGGACUCCAGAUGGCACCACUCUGUUGACAGACUCAGCAGAUCACUGUAUCAGAACAUACAUUCUGCCGCCAGAUCUACUAGAGAACAAACAAGUCCACCAAUUAUCACCAUACUCAACUCUACCCUCAGCAGAACCAACCUACUCAACAGCUAUCUACCCAUUUUACAACCUCUCAGAUCCAUCAACAACCCUAUUUCUAUCUUCAGUCCGCGACCACCCAAUCCGCCUCUCAUCAGCCCUAGCUCCAACAAACAUGGCAAGCUAUUCAUUGGUAAACCCAAUGACAGAGGUCUACAUAACCCCACACUCAAUGAUAUACCCGUCUAUCCUAGGCGGCACACACUUCCUCACAGGCUCAGACAGUCUCAUCUCCCUUUUCGACAUAUCGAGGUCAGGCAACCAAGGCCCUAUCUCAUCAAUCCCAACAAUCCCCAGUAAGCGCAAGCAAAUCGUCGGCGGCGGCGUCGGUAUGAAGGGCAUUGUGUCAGCGCUGGCAGUCAAUCCCAGUGGAGAUGGAGUUCUCGCUGCUGGCACAUUUACCAGAAACAUUGGGCUUUACAGCUCGAAUGGCUCUGGGGAAUCAUUGGGGACGUUCAGCAUUGCCAAAACAGAAGCGAAUCGCGACAUCGGUGGUCGAGGCGUCACCCAGCUUGUUUGGAGUCCUUGUGGCAGGUAUCUAUAUAUCGCCGAGCGCAAGAGUGACGGUGUGCUGGUUUAUGAUAUUCGUGUCCUUGGCCAGAUGCUUGGUCACCUGCGCGGACGGAAGGCUCUCACUAAUCAGCGCAUGAAGAUUGAUGUUGUUCCCUCUGGUCCUGAUGGUUCCCAUGAAGUCUGGGCUGGGGGGACAGAUGGGUUUAUGAGGGUUUGGAGGGAUCCUAUUUUCUCGGCUGGGGGUAAGGAUCCUGAUUGGGAGUUCAGGGUACAUGACGACGCUGUGACCAGCACCGUUCUUCAUCCUAUGGGCAGUGUUGUUGCGACAUGCUCUGGGCAACGACAUUAUGAUCACGAUUAUUGCUCCGCUGAUGAGGAUAGUCCAGUGACGAAUGCUUGGAAAGUCGAUAAUAGCCUCAAGGUUUGGUCUAUGCCAUUCCUAAACUCAGAGUCUGACGUCGAUCAUGAGUUGGAUGACAGGGAGUACUCUCAGAGAGAAUCCAGUCAUCAAGACGAAAGUCAUGAGGCCAUAGCAUCCAGCUAG
Messenger RNA from Penicillium canescens, 1392 nucleotides. RefSeq lists its product as uncharacterized. Gene Ontology annotation, molecular function: protein binding. The transcript is spliced from 4 exons. Lineage: Eukaryota; Fungi; Ascomycota; Eurotiomycetes; Eurotiales; Aspergillaceae. Bases 1 to 1392 code for a protein of 463 amino acids. The record is from RefSeq and is a predicted model, not a curated record.